Rhipicephalus microplus (southern cattle tick) is the source of this 2208-nucleotide messenger RNA. RefSeq lists its product as uncharacterized. The record is from RefSeq and is a predicted model, not a curated record. Gene Ontology annotation, molecular function: RNA polymerase II cis-regulatory region sequence-specific DNA binding; DNA-binding transcription factor activity, RNA polymerase II-specific. Lineage: Eukaryota; Metazoa; Arthropoda; Arachnida; Ixodida; Ixodidae. Gene Ontology annotation, biological process: regulation of transcription by RNA polymerase II.
CGUCGUCGUAAAGCUGUGACACGCGUUUGUGGGUGGCGAAUCCGCGCCGAAGCAAAGAAGGACCUCCUGGAAGAGAAGCAAAGCAAGACCUUCUGGAAGACGUUGAUCGAAACCGAGAUGGCUGGUGUGCCAAUCGCGACGCUGCUGAUCGCGCGGUCGUCACCGGUGACGCGGUGACCGGGUGGACGUCUUCGCCGAUUAGGCGCCAGGAAAAGCUCGCGAACAGCUCAGACCAUUGUUUGUGUUUAGUGAGUGGCACGGUCACUGUAGAGCUCCCCUAGUGCGCGUGCAGACCAGCAGCGAAGAACGUCGCGUGCAAUUGGAACCUGCGAGCAAGAGGGCUAAAGGACUGCUACACCAGAUGUCCUAAGGACAAGAGUGCGCAGGCUCGCUUUUUCGUGACACCCGCGAAAAGCAAUCUUCGGCUGCCCCGGACCGCAGUCCUGGGCUAACCACAAAAGGUAGACUCGUCCGACAGUCGGCGCCAAGGGGGCGACCGACACCCGCAGUUUCGCGACGCCGUCCGUUCAGGAUUACUACCUCGGCGAGAUCGGCCGCAGCAGCUUCACCACGCUGAACUUCGCGGACUUCUCGGCCGCCUACCCGACUCCCAUGUCGGGGGUGGUGGCCGACCCCCUGGACCCGGACAAGUCGGCCUUCAUGGAACUGCAAGGACAGGCGGCGCCCGCUCCGCACCAGCCGUACCCUCUUCGCGCCCCGGGCUACCAGCCGCCCGGCGCGCAGGGACACGACGGCCCGCCGGGGUUCCAGACGCAGGGUCCGCCCAGGGCUCCCCUGGGCGCGUACCCGUUUCCGGGCAUCAACAACGGACCCCUGCACAACUCGUACGGCGGGCACCCGACGCAUCCGUACCUGAGCUCGUACCCCGGUGGGCCCUGUGGACCGUGUCCGUCACCGCCGAGGGACGACAAGUCCCAGCUUGACGACACGCUGAGGGUGAACGGCAAGGGAAAGAAGAUGCGCAAGCCCCGCACCAUCUACUCUAGCCUCCAGCUUCAGCAGCUCAACAGGAGGUUCCAGCGGACCCAGUACCUCGCCCUGCCAGAGCGCGCCGAGCUCGCCGCCUCCCUGGGACUCACGCAGACGCAGGUCAAGAUCUGGUUCCAAAACAGGCGCUCCAAAUACAAGAAAAUGCUCAAGGCCCAGCAGCAGGGCGGCACUGGAGGCGGUGGCGGAGGAGGUGGUGGAGGAGGCGGCGGCACGCCCACCACGCCAGGCAGCGUGGGCACGCCUCAGCCCCAGAACCAGGGUCCACACACUCCGAACCCGCCCGGUACUCCGGGCCCACCGUCGCUGGGGCCGCCGAACUCCGCGGGCACCCCACAGUCCCCCAGCGAACCGUCGCCUGGACCUCAGAGCCCUCCCACGAGUCACCAUCAUCACCAUUCCCAGCACCAGCAGCCGCCGUCGCUGCCACCGCAUCACCCUGCGCAUCCGCAUCACCCUCAUCACCUGCCUCACGGAGCGAGCCUCACCCCGCCCGCCAUGUCUCCACCGCUCGGCACUUGGGAGAUGUCGCCAGCGGCGGCCAAGGCUGUCGCCAUGUCCAGCUACAUGCCUCAGUACACGUGGUAUCACCAGACGGACCCUUCCAUGAACCAACAAAUCCUUACUUAGCGUCGUUCUUUCGCCGUCAUGGACGUGUUGUUUGCCGGAUUUUUUUUUUCCUUUCUCCCGCUUUCGUGUGCGUGUGUCUGCGUGACUGUGUAUGUGUAACGGUGCGCAUGCGCGACCGGUUGCGUGGGAACACUGCACCAACUGGCUUGUGCGCACCUUCUUCUUCGGUGGGUGAGGACACCGUGCGGGAAAGAAUUGUGUGCGCCGACGCUCCCCGCCCUGCAACGCUGGCUUUACUUGUGGCGCAAGUCGCCACGAUGCCUGUGUGUCAUGGCCGGUAGCAGUGUAUACUUAAGGCAGCCUUCGGUUGGUUGUUAUUCUUCAAGCCAGACUUUGAAUGGACCCUUAGGCGCGCGUGAUAGAACAUAUGCUUCUUUAGUGCGGAGGAAUAUGAAGUCAAAAAAUUUAGAAAAAAAGGAGCGUGGACGCGCGAACAGUCAUUACACGCAGAAACUGUCGCUGUGAUGCCCAAGUUGAGGUGCCUGUAGAGUAAAAAUAAAUGGAACGUAAUGUCUGUACCUUGAGACGCCCGUAUCACCCAAACGGAUGACGCAAAGCAGAUAAUUUGUA